Molecule: messenger RNA, 3428 nt
Organism: Argiope bruennichi
Lineage: Eukaryota; Metazoa; Arthropoda; Arachnida; Araneae; Araneidae
Gene: Rat1
Product: 5'-3' exoribonuclease 2-like
Exons: 34
Coding region: 168-3101 (977 amino acids)
Biological process (GO): nuclear-transcribed mRNA catabolic process
Cellular component (GO): nucleus
Molecular function (GO): RNA binding; 5'-3' RNA exonuclease activity
Source: RefSeq, a predicted model, not a curated record
AGAAGGUAGAUGCUGGUAAAAGCACGCUAUCUAAGCGUACAUGCUACACAUCUGCCGGACUUUUCCAUGCUAAAACAAAAUAUUUCUUCAUAGAAACUCUUGACUUACUAAUAAUAUAAAUCCUGGCUUUCAUUAAGAAGUUUCAGAUUAAAAGAUAGAAAUAAACAAUGGGAGUUCCUGCAUUUUUUCGAUGGUUAAGUAGAAAAUAUCCAUCAAUUGUUGUUCAUUGCGUUGAAGAAAAACCCAAAAUUGUUAAUGGUGAAAAAAUUCCUGUUGACACUUCACAACCUAAUCCAAAUGAUGUUGAAUUUGACAACCUCUAUCUUGACAUGAAUGGGAUCAUCCAUCCUUGUUGCCAUCCUGAAAACAAGCCAGCCCCAAAGGAUGAGGAAGAAAUGAUGAUUGCUAUUUUUGAAUAUAUUGACAGAAUUUUCAGUAUUGUAAGACCACGUCGUCUUUUGUACAUGGCCAUUGAUGGUGUGGCUCCAAGAGCAAAAAUGAAUCAGCAAAGAUCACGAAGAUUUCGUGCUUCUAAAGAAACUAUUGAGAAAGUUGACCUAAUAUCACGUUUGCGAGAAGAAUUGACAGUCAAAGGAGUAAAUUUGCCUCCUGAGAAGCCAAAAGAAGAGCAUUUUGACAGCAAUUGCAUAACUCCGGGCACUCCAUUCAUGGAUCGGCUUGCUAAAUGUUUACACUAUUAUAUCCACGACAGAUUAAAUAGUGAUCCUGGUUGGAGAAAUAUUGAAGUUAUUUUAUCUGAUGCAAAUGUUCCUGGUGAAGGAGAACAUAAAAUUAUGGAUUUUAUUCGAAGACAGAGAGCUAAUCCAGCCCAUGAUGCUAAUACUCGACAUUGUUUAUGUGGUGCAGAUGCUGACCUGAUAAUGCUUGGAUUAGCUACCCAUGAACCUAACUUCACUAUUAUAAGAGAAGAGUUCAAACCAAAUCAGCCAAGGCCUUGUGAAUUGUGUGGUCAAAUUGGUCAUGAAAUGAAAGAAUGUACUGGAGCCGCUAAGGAGAAACAAGGUGAGUUUGAUGAACUAGAAAAACCUUUAGAAUUAGACGUGGAGUUCAUAUUCAUAAGAUUGAAUGUUUUAAGAGAGUACCUUGCUAAAGAGUUAACUAUGGAUAAUCUACCAUUUGAAUUUGAUUUAGAGCGAGUUAUUGAUGAUUGGGUUUUUAUGUGCUUUUUUGUUGGGAAUGACUUCUUACCUCAUCUUCCUUCACUUGAAAUAAGGGAAGGGGCAAUUGAUAGGCUUGUGGAAUUAUACAAGAAGGCAGUAUAUAAAACUGGGGGUUUUGUUACAAAAAGUGGACAUGUGGAGUUAAGUCGAGUUCAACUGAUAAUGACAGAUUUAGGAGAAGUAGAAGAUGAAAUCUUUAAGAGGCGACAAGAAAGCGAACUGGCUUUUCGAGCACGUCAGAAAGAUAGGAAGAAGCGAGCAAAGAUGAAUAGAGAUGACAGACCUGCUUGGACACCAGGUGGACAAUUUAGUCCAAUGUCUUUGUCAAGAACUCCUUCUCCAGUGCGUAAUCCAAGGCAAGAAGCAUAUCAAAUGCGAAUGUCUAGUUCUUCCAGUGGUUCUAAUCAAGAUUCAGCUAAACAAAAGCUGGAAUCCAUGAUGGUUCCUGAAAACAGUGGUGCGGAUGCUUCCUCUGAUGUUCUUGGUAUGAAAAGAAAAAGAGAAGAAUCUGAGUCAGAAGAAGAAUCGGAACCAGAAGAUGAUGUAAAAUUGUGGGAAGAUGGCUGGAAGGAAAGAUAUUAUGAAGUUAAGUUUAAAGUUGAUAGGGAUGAUGUCCAGUUUCGACACAAAGUGGCUGCUGCAUAUGUAGAAGGACUUUGUUGGGUUUUAAGAUAUUAUUAUCAGGGUUGUGCGUCCUGGAAUUGGUAUUUUCCCUAUCAUUAUGCUCCUUUUGCUUCAGAUUUUGUGAAUAUCGGAGAUAUAAAAAUAGAUUUUGAUCUUGGGAAGCCAUUCAAACCACUUGAACAGUUGAUGGCUGUAUUUCCAGCUGCUAGCAAACAGCAUGUUCCAGAACCAUGGGGUGAUUUAAUGUCCAAUCCUGAUUCUCCUAUUAUUGACUUCUAUCCUACUGAUUUUAAAGUUGAUCUCAAUGGCAAAAAGUAUGCUUGGCAAGGUGUUGCAUUGUUACCAUUUGUGGAUGAAAAAAGGCUACUUAAGGCGCUGGAAUCAGUAUAUUCUUUAUUAACACCAGAGGAAGUUAAAAGAAAUAUCCGAGGUAAAGAUAGAUUAUACAUCCGAAAUGGUCACAAAGGCUAUGACUUUUUUGUGGCUUUGUAUGAAAACGGGUCAAACUGGAAAUUAGAAAUUGAUAUGAAUCCUUCACUUUUCUCUGGCAUGAGUGGAACUGUUGUCUUGUCUGAAGAUGUAAUUCACCCUAAAGAGACUGUUAAGAGCCCAGUUUGUGCCUUACCUGAUUUACCAGGAAAUGCUGCUGUCUGUGUCAAUUUUAUUGAUCCACAGUAUCCUGAAAAUUUCAUUUUCCCUGCAGAAAGACUAGAAUCAGCUGUAGAUCCCCCAAAAGUUCUGAGGCCUGGACAAACACAUGUGCCUGACUAUAGAAAUCGAAACAACUUUAGGCGACCUCAAGUUGGCAUGGCACCUUACAAUAAAAGAGCUUCUCUUGAUUCAGCUGGACACAGAAUGAUCAAUCACAAUAUGAGGGACAGAAAUUUCGGUUAUGGCAAUGUACCUCCUCCUAAUUCUUAUGGAGGCCGCAGUCAUUCUCGAGGCGGGCAUUCAUCUUAUGGCCCCCCAGCAUAUUCAUCAGAUUCUCGCAACAGAUGGGGUGAUUCCAGGCGUCCAAGUCAAAAUCCUGCUUAUGGACCACCUAGCCAACAGUCCUUUGUACCACCUCCACCUGUUGGUGGCGCUGGUGGAUAUUGGGGACCAAUGGGUUCAGAUGGUUACAACAGUAGUAGAGGUGGAUACAGGGGUCCUAUGCAGGGAGUUUCCCAAAACCCUCCUUCCAGGCAUCCUCCAUCUUCCAGGUAUCAAGACAGAAAUCAACCAAGGGACUCUAGAAGGAGUUAUCCACCAUCUGGUCGAGGUGGCGGGUCUUAUUCAGCUCAUGGAAUAUAUUAAGAAAGCCAUCAGAGCUAAAUAGUCCAAAUUGUGACAUCUGAUUUUUUUUCCCCUCCCUAAUGUUUUUAUUCACAUCAUGACACACAAUUGUAAAUCUCAGCAUAUUUUUCCUUUGUAUAAGCAUCCGGACAUUCUUUGUAUCGACUGGAAAUAUUUGAGUCAUUGGUCAUCAUUGAUGUAUUUAUUUAAAAAUCAAUAACGCUUGGUUUUUUUUUUUUUUUUAUUAUUAUUAUUAUUUCUGUAUUCCUGACAUCAGUCUUUCAGAUUCGCCAGGAUUUUAUGAAUUAGAAGUGAACCAUACAGACGUGUAAGUCAAGGGUUUUCAAU